UCCUGCACUAAUCAAAGGCAGCUGCACCUGAUCUCAAAUCUGACCAUGACCAUCUCUUGCCCUGGCCUCUGACAGUCAGUUCAGUCCCCUUAAAAGUUUCUGUGCUCUGAAGUUUGAUUCUCAGACUUUGUCAAAAUGAGAAGGGCGUUGCUAAAACGGUCAGCUUUUAUUCUGAUAGGGAUUGGGCUUCUUUUCAACUUGAGUCUGUUUCUUAUACAAGAGACUGAACAAGGGCUGAGUACAAAGCCAAUGAUCAAGACGUUUUCUGAACUGGAGGAACGUAUCAGCCGUCUACUCAUGGUGUUGGAAGUUCUUGGGCAAAAACAGGAUCAAUUACAGAAAAUUCUUGAAGAUGAACGAGAAAAACGAGUAAAAGCUGCAGAAGUGGAACAGCGCACACCAGUCCAGCCUGACCAAAACGUACAACCUGACACCAAAAUCCACGAGAACCAAAAAGCAGCUGUGGCCAAAAAGUCAAAUAAACUGUACCCAGACUCUGCCUUGUUCAAGGAGUGGGGUGAGAAUUUGUCUGAAGACGACCAAAGAGAGGCAGAGUCUCUUUUCCAGAAGUAUGGCUACAAUGUUUUUCUUAGUGAUCAACUUCCUCUGGACAGAGUUCUUCCAGACACCAGGGAUCCAAGGUGUGUUGGAAAGAGUUAUCCCAAAGACCUGCCCAGUCUUGGAGUGGUGUUGAUCUACCUGGAUGAAGCCCUGUCUGUCAUAAAAAGAGCUCUUCGCAGCAUUAUUGACCGCACUCCUAAACGUCUCCUGAAGGAGAUCAUACUGGUGGAUGACAAUAGCUCUAAUGAAAACCUGAAAGGGGAUCUCGAUGUGUAUGUGAAGUCACUUGAGCAAGAAAAGCCAACUCUGAAAGUCGUCAGAGUGAAGCACAAGGAGCAGCUGGGCCUUGCUCAUGCCAGAGCCUCAGGAUGGAGAGCUGCCACUGCUGAGGUGGUUGCCAUCCUCGAUGCUCACAUUGAAGUUCAUGAGCUGUGGGCGGAGCCUUUGCUCACGCAAAUCAAAGCCGACCGAACCGUGGUGGUCUCCCCAGUGUUUGACAAAGUCAACUUUGAUGACCUCAAGGUUAUUCAGUAUCUUCCAGCUGCACAUGCCUUUGACUGGGCUUUGUGGUGCAUGUAUGAGAGUUUUACUCCUGAGUAUUACCAGCUCAAUGACAGCUCACUGCCGGGGAAGAGUCCAUCAGUGAUGGGAAUCUUUGUUGCUGACAGGAAAUUUUUAGGGGAAAUCGGUGUCCUUGAUGAAGGGAUGAAAGUGUAUGGUGGAGAAAAUGUGGAACUGGGAAUACGUGUGUGGACAUGUGGAGGCAGCGUUGAAGUGGUUCCAUGCUCUAAGAUCGCGCACAUAGAGAGGAACCACAAACCUUACAUGCCUGACCUUAGUCUUAUUAUGAAGAGAAAUGCCCUAAGAGUAGCAGAAAUAUGGAUGGAUGAUUACAAACACAACAUCAACCUGGCUUGGAACCUUCCAUUUGAGAAUCACGGGAUUGACAUUGGUGAUAUAUCUGAGAGGAAAAAGCUCAGAGAGAGGUUGAAGUGUAAACCCUUCAAGUGGUACCUUGAAAACGUGUACCCCAAGUUAGAUACCUGGGACAACAUAUUGGGCUAUGGAGGGAUGAAGAAUCUUGACACCAACAUGUGUUUGGACCAGGGACCAGUGCCAGGUCACACACCGAUCGCCUUCGGCUGCUACUACUAUGGACCUCAGUACACAUACUACCGUACGACUGGAGAGCUCUACAUCGGUGGCAUCAAGUCCCACAAGUACAACGACAACCGUUGUUUAACAGACUCUGGCAAUAAGGAGAAUGAGCCUGGUCUUCACAACUGCAAAGAGGCAACAGAGAAAGGCAUGGGAAUAUACUGGAGCUUCACUCAGGGCAAAGAACUGAAAAAUCGACAAACGAAGAGGUGUCUGGAGAUUAAAGACAGCAAACUCCUAAUACGAGAAUGUUCUGGCCAUAGAUGGGAAAUCCAAAACAUAAUUAAACCCUUUUAAAGUGUCUGUUUCGCUACAUAUGCAAUUCUCUGUUAGCGGAAAUAACUAAAUCUGCUAAUUAUAAAAAUUAAAAUAGUAAUUGGGAGAAGAAUGUUGAGAAGUUGUUUAAUGUCCUGUGUGGAUGUAAUUGCUGGGGCGUUUAUCAGCCCUGAAUUAUUAAGUGACUAUGAGGGAACAAAAUAAAUACUUU
Molecule: messenger RNA, 2206 nt
Organism: Cynoglossus semilaevis (tongue sole)
Lineage: Eukaryota; Metazoa; Chordata; Actinopteri; Pleuronectiformes; Cynoglossidae
Product: probable polypeptide N-acetylgalactosaminyltransferase 8
Exons: 11
Coding region: 136-2016 (626 amino acids)
Biological process (GO): protein O-linked glycosylation
Cellular component (GO): Golgi apparatus
Molecular function (GO): polypeptide N-acetylgalactosaminyltransferase activity
Source: RefSeq, a predicted model, not a curated record